Messenger RNA from Scylla paramamosain (green mud crab), 432 nucleotides. RefSeq lists its product as uncharacterized. Bases 1 to 432 code for a protein of 143 amino acids. The record is from RefSeq and is a predicted model, not a curated record. NCBI's taxonomy places the organism in Eukaryota, Metazoa, Arthropoda, Malacostraca, Decapoda, Portunidae. The transcript has a single exon.
AUGGAGGAUCUUGAUGUGAGAAAAGCCUCGGGGUCGGAUGGAGUGUCAAGUUGGAUCCUGAAGGAAUGUGGCAAACAAUUGGCAGAGGGUAAAAUCUCCAUAGACUGGAAGAGAGCAGACAUUGUUCCAAUUUAUAAAAAGGAGUGUCGGGAAGAACUGUUGAAUUAUAACAGACCAGUGUCCCUGACAAGUGUGGAUGCUAAGAUUUGUGAGAGAAUAAUUAAAGAUAGGUGGAUAAAGUACCCAGAAGACAAGAACAGAUUGAUUGACGGGCAUUUUGGUUAUAUAGAAGUAAAGUCUUGCUCAACAAAUUUGAUAUGUUUCUACUCGAGGGUGACAGAUAUAGUACAAGAAAGAGAUGGCUGGGCAGAUGGAAUUUAUCUGGAUCUACGGAAAACAUUUGAUAAGAUGUCACAUAAAAGGCUGCUGUGA